UGAAGUUUCCAAGGGUUUCUGCUAGAAAACCCAAACAACAUACCUUCUGCUAGGGAAGAUUGAAUGUUUGUCAACUUCAGAAGAUAUGUAAAAUGUACACGUUCUUUCUUCAGGAAAAAUGACCUUAUUUGAUGGCAAGACUUACAUGUCAUUUCUUCCUCUGUAGCAACAUUUGUUGCAUCAUUUCAAGACUGUGUUUUCUAUAAUCUGUACGUUGUUCAUGACAUUUUGUCAAAAAUGAAAUGUUUGCGAAUGCUCAGAAUGAAGCCCUUUUAUCAGAGAGCAACAGUUCGGUCGACUGGGAGUGUGAUGUCGAAUCGCGCAGCUGGUCAAGUUCUGCCAGUUGGUCUGACGAUGUGGAAGGAGAAGCGACAUCACGCUUACGGCAACAGUUACAAGACAUUGAAAAAGUUCUGUAUGGAGAAGCAUCGCCCAAAACUUUGCCCCUUCAUUUGCGACUCGAGGUUGCCCAGUGGCGGGCAACUUUCCCUCAUCUCCGAGUCUGUGGAGUCAAACCACCGAUCGGGCCCCGUACCUCAGAAGAAGAAGGACAAGAGGAAGUGUAUGCGAGCCACGGAGAGGGCACCGAAGAGGAGUUUCAGAGACAGAACAGUGACCUAAGUGAACUAAGGGAACAGUUAAAAGUUCAAGUGAUGAAAAAGUUACACACUAAAAUGAGGCCCGAAAUAUUGAACAAUUUGCAAAUCAAGACGACCAGGGAGACCAGUGCAUCCUCUGUGAGUUUAGUUCACCAUAGAGAACCAUUGUUGACUCAUCGCCAAUCUGCGCGCAAGGAAAGUAACCGAAAGCCACUGGCCAGUCCUGAGGCAGAGUUGGGAAGCAUAUUGAGGGUAUCACCACUGCCAAGACGAACUCCGGGUUCAAGAGGCAACGUGCAAACAGUUCGCUCAAAUGUUGUCCUGCCACCAAUUGAACAGCAGCCGCAGAGAGGACCAGCUUCAUCUCUCAGUGUUAUGGGUCGUCAAACAAGACUUGUUCAACAAAAAUCCAAAAUGUAUCGCUGAUAUGGAAUGGAAAGUGCAGUAGUUAUAUUAAUACUAAGAUACUGAGACUAUUUUUAUGCAGUUUCAAAGUUCAUGUGUAAAGUGUCAUGUUUUGAGCAGAUAGUUGGUUUGAUUCAAGUUAUGAGGUAAAUUAGAAAGCUAUUAAAAUUUGAAAUGUGAUUUAUUUUGUAAUUACAAAGACCAAAUGGGGAAGACUCAGCAAAAUGAAUAAUAAAAAUGAAGCGCUCUUUUACAAGCUUAA
Messenger RNA from Thrips palmi, 1266 nucleotides. RefSeq lists its product as uncharacterized. NCBI's taxonomy places the organism in Eukaryota, Metazoa, Arthropoda, Insecta, Thysanoptera, Thripidae. Bases 243 to 1025 code for a protein of 260 amino acids. The record is from RefSeq and is a predicted model, not a curated record. The transcript has a single exon.